Molecule: messenger RNA, 736 nt
Organism: Olea europaea var. sylvestris
Lineage: Eukaryota; Viridiplantae; Streptophyta; Magnoliopsida; Lamiales; Oleaceae
Product: TMV resistance protein N-like
Exons: 3
Coding region: 74-736 (220 amino acids)
Biological process (GO): signal transduction
Source: RefSeq, a predicted model, not a curated record
ACCUUGAACUAAUCAAAUCAAAUAAAUUUUAAAAAAAAAAAAAAGAAAGAAAGAAAAUCUGUGUCUCAACGACAUGCAACGUUCAUCCACAGCUCGAUACGUAUGCAAGCAGAUCCUUCGCAACCAAACUCAAAUCAAAACAAACCUUCAUCAGCGGCCACCGUGUGAUGUGUUCAUCAACCACCGGGGAAUUGACACAAAAAGAAAUGUUGCCGGGCUGCUUUACAAUCACCUCCGGUGGCUCGGCUUCAGGCCUUUCUUGGACAGCAAAAACAUGAAACCUGGGGACAAAUUGUUCGAUAAUAUUAACGUGGCAAUACAUAAAUGUAAGGUUGGGGUUGCUGUGUUUUCUCCCCAAUAUUGUAACUCUUAUUUUUGUCUGCAUGAAUUGGCCCUUAUGAUGGAGUGCAAGAAGAAGGUUAUACCAAUUUUUUGUGACGUAAAACCUUCUGAACUUCGGGUUAAAGAUGAUGGAAUUUGUCCAACUGAGGAUUUGGACAAGUUUCAUCUAGCCCUUGAAGAGGCAAAGCACACCGUCGGAUUAACAUUCGAUACUUUGAGAGGGGAUUGGCCGGAAUUUCUUGACAGUGCUUCGGAUGCAGUCAUCAAGAAUUUGCUUGAAUUAGAGAAGGAGAAAUAUUUAUUGAAGAAUAAGAACAAGAAAAAUUAUUAUAUUGAGUUACUUUAUGCCGCCGACUAUGAAAAGGCGACAUACACAGUCACCAAACUAAGAUAA